Drosophila montana is the source of this 625-nucleotide messenger RNA. Its product is annotated as death-associated protein 1 homolog. The transcript is spliced from 4 exons. Gene Ontology annotation, molecular function: death domain binding. Gene Ontology annotation, biological process: apoptotic signaling pathway; negative regulation of autophagy; cellular response to amino acid starvation. The record is from RefSeq and is a predicted model, not a curated record. Lineage: Eukaryota; Metazoa; Arthropoda; Insecta; Diptera; Drosophilidae. Bases 117 to 407 code for a protein of 96 amino acids.
CCGCCGUGAUUUGCACAUCACUAACCAAAUUGCAUUCGUGUCACAAACUAGAACGUAGAAACUGGCAAUCACUUAUUUUCCUUAUUAGAGGUUAUUGAUUAUUAUUGAUCGUAAACAUGGCUGAUGAACAACCAAAUUUGGUAGCUGGACAUCCACCUGCAUUGAAGGCCGGUGGAAUGCGCAUUGUGCAGCACAAGGCGCCUGUGUCAGAGCGCCCGGCAAAGGAUGCCGAGGAUUGCACGGGUCUAACGAAACCAAUCAAUGUGAAUUCGGCUUCAGUGAGCGGUGCACCCGUUAAGGGAAACACAGAUUUUACGCCAGCUGGUGCGCAGGUGGCUCACUCUCACAAGCCGCCGGUGGCUGUACAGCAGAAGGUCCAGUCACACAUACAGCAGCCACGCAAAUGAAUAAUCAACUAAUUUGUUAAUGUCAUACGAUAGUAGACCUGUCGCACUGACUAAAUGUAUUCGAUUGCUGUUAAAAGCGAGAUUAUUUUAAAUAUGCCUUGUAUUUUGCUACACUUAUAUUGUUUGAAUAGUUUUGCUUAACAUUAAUCAUUCCAAAUGAAUUUUUGCGCGAAGAUCGUAAAUUAAAUAAAAUAUAUUAUGGGUUUUUGUAGAUAAAA